AUGCAUAGAUUUUAUUUUUUGUUCAUCGUGCUUUUCAGACCCGUAGAAGGCUUCUAUCUUCAAGAUGAUUCUGAAGAGUUUAUUGCUGAGCAAGAGCCAUGCAAUGCUGGUUGUAAAAAUGGUGGUCAAUGUUUUCUAUCAUCGUUUUGUAUAUGUCCAAAAGGAUUUUCUGGAAGAUAUUGUGAAGUAUCUCUUAACGAACAGUGUGGCACAUUUCCAUCAAUGACAACUAUGGAAAUAGACUGUGUCCUAUGUAUUUGUUAUAAUGGUUUAUUUAUGUGCGAUACGCAACCGAUUGGUCUUUGUCAUCGUAAAUCUGAUAUAUUUUUAACUCGAACAAUGCGUAUAAAACGUGCCCUUAAAAUGAUUCAAUAUCGUUUCAAAAAUAUAAAAUCAUUUGAACCAAUGAAGAAGUUCAAUGUUACAUUAGAUGAUGAUACUCAACUUAUUCAUUUAAAUGGCUAUCGAAUCGUACUAAAUCAUUCUUCGUCUAAGCUAUCCUCCUAUUUCGUUAUAUUCCUCUGUUUAUUGUCUAUUUAUUGGUUGAAAUAA
Molecule: messenger RNA, 552 nt
Organism: Rotaria socialis
Lineage: Eukaryota; Metazoa; Rotifera; Eurotatoria; Philodinida; Philodinidae
Source: the annotation of a GenBank genome assembly